AUGAGAAAGCUCGCCAAACUCCAAAAAAAAACUGAUGCAAUAAUAGAAACUUCUGACAUGACUGAGAAAGAAAAGGCUAAUACUAUUUCAAAAAUGUUAAGUAAGGCGCAGAAUAAGGUCAAGAAAGAAGUAAAAUUGGUUGUUGCUAAAGGCUCUGCCAAAGGUAAAAAAGGCCGCCCAAAAGGUGUUAAAGGAAGAUACAAGAUGGUGGAUUCACGACUAAAAGGAUGCUCGGGCAUUGAAAAGGGUCGACCAUAA
Dentiscutata heterogama is the source of this 258-nucleotide messenger RNA. The record is from the annotation of a GenBank genome assembly. NCBI's taxonomy places the organism in Eukaryota, Fungi, Glomeromycota, Glomeromycetes, Diversisporales, Gigasporaceae.